AUGGAUCCUUCACCUUCCAUCAAGGCGACCGAGGACCCUCCCAUCACUCCGUCCAAGGACUUCGACUUCCAGUUGGAAUUUGACAUAGAAGAGGAUAUUGAAGGGGAACUAGAGGAUUUUGUCCGCUUGGUCCGCCUCGGCCUCUUCAAAAAGGCACGAGAACACUUUUACCAAACGCUGGAGCCUCACCUGGACCUCUUCCCAAUACUUGCCGAGUACGCAGAACUUCUCAUAUCAGAAAGUGCAUACCAAGAUUUACUCAGACUUCUCCCCCAGUCCCAGGAGCAGUGCGGCUUUUCGGAUUCCGAAUGGUGGCUCGUGAGGCUCCUUCAGGCCUGCGCACAGACCUAUAUACACAAAGUGAGAAGCCAGCCGACAGGUCUAUACACAGCUCAAGCUUGGUACGAUUCGCAAAGUCUAAAUGAUCUACAGGGUGUACAGGAUGACGAGGUCAAGCUGCAAUGCUUAGAGAUCUAUCUACGCAUCUUGGUUGAAUUCGAAGAGUCAAAGCAUCGCCAAAGCCUCACAGCGGAUGUGGAGCGGUUGGUCUCUGUGCUUCUUCAGCAGGGAAAAGUUUGGGAGGCCCAUAAUCUCGUGGUCCUUCUUUUCAAGUUCCUCCAUCCAAAUUACGCUACCAAUGUCUACGCCAAAUUUUGUCACGGUAUCCAACAGAUCGACAAUGUUGAAGAGGUCCAUGUUGUUGCAAGAUUAAGUGUUACAAAUGCUUAUCUUACUCGCACUCUGACCGUCCGUGGUCCCAUAUUUGUAGCGGAGAAGCAGCUACAAACGGCUACUGAAACGGCCGUGAAGGACCUCGCACAAUUAUUUGGAACGUGGGCCGAAUGCGGGAGUUUCCAUGCCCAUGAAUACAUGAGGAACCUGGACCUUAUGCAGCAACGUCAACGAGGGAGCUCAGAUCGGCGACGAGACCAACCACGCAUUAUCCGGUUUGACAAAUCUCACCGGGACACUCACAACGCCAGUCGCUCUACUCCUACGCCUCCUCCGCAAACUCCCGGGGUUCUCCCACAACCUACCAGCACUCGAGACCGAGAUCUGCACCUAGAUGAGGGCCUUCAGACUGGUCACGAUGCUAGACGGGAAUUCCUAGCUGUUGGAGAAUUUCCGUAUCGAUCCGAGCUUGGUCCGAUCCAUUUCAAUAAUGCUGGCCUCCCACCUCAAAUCCCCAAAGAGAAGCCACUCGGAGCGAAGCUUGGGACAAAAAGUCUUCCAUCAUCAACCUCAAGCAAUGCAGAUGUUACAUCUUCGCGAAGGUAUGACAAAGGGUCAACAAAAUCGAAACCUGUGACUGGUUGGCCCAAGCCUAAGGAUGAUUCCCAAACCCUCCUCACUGAGGAGGAGACGCUAAGAUCCGAAACGGAACGUCUACAAAAGGUGUCCCUGCAAGAAAGGGAGGAUUCGGUACAGAAAGUCCCUACAUCGAAACCAUUGCAGGACCCCUUGCAGAAGAUGCGUACAAGCCACGAGAUGGAGUUACACGAGAUAGAGUUCCGAAAACAAGAUGCGGAGUUCCGAAUACACGAUCUGGACUUCCGAGAACAGAAGCGGGACUUCGGAGAACAGAUGCGGGAGUUCCGAGAACGCAGGAGUAGGUUCCUAAGACCCGAGAUGAACGUAGAAUUCGAUGCUCUGAAGAGGAUCAAAGAGACUAGGAGGAGGACCCAAGAACACGAGAAUAGGAUCCGAGAACUCGAGAAUAGGACCCAGGAAUACGAGGAGAGGAUCCAAGAACACGAGAAUGGGACCCAAGAAAUCGAAGAGAGGAUCCAAGAAUACGAGAAUAGGACCUAA
This is a messenger RNA of Capronia epimyces CBS 606.96, 1812 nucleotides long. RefSeq lists its product as uncharacterized. The coding region runs from base 1 to 1812 and encodes 603 amino acids. NCBI's taxonomy places the organism in Eukaryota, Fungi, Ascomycota, Eurotiomycetes, Chaetothyriales, Herpotrichiellaceae. The transcript has 2 exons. The record is from RefSeq and is a predicted model, not a curated record.